UUGAUUGAUUCCGUAUUAUUUAUUUAUAAUAUGGGUUUCCGAUAGUAGUAGUAGGACCGGUCCAGCCGAGCCGAUCCGAUGACGCGAGCCACGCACACACUGGGGGUUCCCCCAACAACACGCGCCCUUCCCCGGCGACCGUACCGUAUUAUCUCCCAACUCUUUCGCCUUUCUUUUGCGUCCGCCGUUUCACUCACUUUCUCUCUCUCUUUCAAUUUCUCUCUCAUCAUCGAACCCUAAUUCCCUUUUUCCGAUGCCGGACUUUCACGAUUCCCUCACGCCGCCGUCACGCCCUGUCCCUGUCCGCGAGGAUUGCUGGUCUGAGGAAGCCUCUUCUACCCUCGUCGACGCCUGGGGCCGCCGUUACCUGGAACUCAACCGCGGCAACCUCCGCCAGAAGGACUGGCAGGAUGUCGCCGACGCCGUUAAUGCCCUCCACGGCCUUACGAAGAAAACCCACCGCACCGACGUCCAGUGUAAGAACCGCAUCGACACCAUCAAGAAGAAAUAUAAGAUCGAGAAGGCUAGGGUUUCGUCUUCCAAUGGUAUUCUUUCUUCCUCUUGGCCUUUCUUCGAACGAUUAGAUGCUCUGAUUGGCCCCAAUUUCAGUGCCAAAAAAUCAUCCUCUUCACCCUCGCCGUCGCCUCCCGUCGCUCUCCCCUUGUUGCCUCAACGGAAAACCCCUUAUUCCCCUGCGAUUGCUGUGCCGCCGAUGGCCGUGGUGCUGCCGCAGAAGCGGCCUGCGGCGAUGACGAUGGAUGAUGGUUACUUUAGGAGGAAUUAUUCUGCGAUGGCCGCUGCCGCGGCAGCUGCGGAGGAUGAUGAGGAGGAGGAGGAGGAGGAGGAAGAGGAGGAGGAAGAAGCAGAGGAGGAGGAGGAGGAUGAAGAUGAAGAUGAAGGGAGGGGAAGUGAAGUAGAGGAAGGGGAGAAAGAGAGGGAAGGGAUGAGGAGGUUGGCGAAGGCAAUAGAGAGGUUUGGGGAAGUGUAUGAAAGAGUGGAGGGACAGAAACUGAGGCAGAUGGUUGACUUGGAGAAACAGAGGAUGCAGUUUGCUAAAGAUCUUGAAGUGCAGAGGAUGCAGAUGUUUAUGGACACACAAGUUCAGCUGGAGAGAAUUAAGCGCGGGAAAAGAUCUGGGUCUAAUGAUAUGUAUAGCUAGCCAUGUGGGCGAUACUUGGAUGAUGUUGGUGCUCGAAAGGCUAUCUUGCAUUGGGUAAUAAGCAUGGCAAAGUACAUAACUUCAGCUGAUACUGUCGUGAGGAGAUUUCCAAUAGAAAUUUAUCCUGGAGUAAUUUUGGAUUCUUUUAGCUAGAGUUUUAAUUUGUUGUUAUUAGCCCUUAUAAAUUAAUUUAGCAACUGUACUAGCCUAAUUUGGGCUCCGAUAUAGAAUUUGCUUCGAUCAAUGUAUAACACUUUUUUUUUGUC
Messenger RNA from Gastrolobium bilobum, 1425 nucleotides. Its product is annotated as trihelix transcription factor ENAP1-like. Gene Ontology annotation, molecular function: transcription cis-regulatory region binding. NCBI's taxonomy places the organism in Eukaryota, Viridiplantae, Streptophyta, Magnoliopsida, Fabales, Fabaceae. Gene Ontology annotation, cellular component: nucleus. The coding region runs from base 254 to 1159 and encodes 301 amino acids. The record is from RefSeq and is a predicted model, not a curated record. The transcript has 2 exons.